AGCAAUGUAUUGAAGUCACUACGUAGUUUAAGUUUUCAUUUUUCUUCGCCUCGGAAGAAUCGGUGACCACUCGUAGUAGAUUUUUCGGUACAAUUUGUUUCUGGAGUUGUGCAGCUAUCAUGCGAAAAAUAAAAAUACGGCGUCACUCUUCGUUUUUGCAAUCCGAAAUAAAAAAAUCGGCCUUUUGUUCCGCAGCAGCAGCGGCACGUCGUGUGAUACUAUCGGGACCAGAAGCUCCUGUUGCGGAAGUACCAGACGUGUCCGUGCUGUGUUCCCCAACCUUCUCUGCAGGAACUGACUCUGACACCGCGAGGAGGACAUCUUUUCCGCCCAGUAUUGCGAACGAGGUUUAUGUUGACAACAAUGGAGGUUCAGGUGGUUUCGGCACCACUGCUGCUGCGACAUCAUCAUCCGGAGGACAUGGUAGUUCAUCAUCUGCGUUGCUACAAUCACAGGAAAGCACUCGGCGACCCCGCCUGCGGCGAAGAUGGUGUUGGGUAGAGGAAUCGCAGCCUGGACCGGCACUUCCCGAGGAAGGUGGUGUCCACCGCGACAGCGACUUCGUGAAGAAGAAAGAGCUCGCAACGACGACGAGGAGGACUUCCCAGGAACAAAUUGUGUCACCAGGAGGUGGCUCUUCUACUGCGUCCCGGCAAGUAGAACAUCAAGCCUCCUCUAUCCUGAGUAAAAACGUCUCCACCCCAUAGUCAAGAUGAGAAAUCUGCUACACAAAUCAGCCAGCUUUGGGUGAUGCGCAUGACAAAAUUGGUCUCGUAGUGUAAUCCCGUUUAGCUCGUUCAGAAGCAUUACAGAUCCGGCCUAUUGCUCUGGUUUGAGCAUUACAAAUUCCAAAACGCAACUAGAAAAUGCUUCUCAUGGGGCUCCGCAUGACAAACAUUUUGAGCAUGCAGAUCUGCAUGACAACUAUGGGGUGGCGACAUUUUUGCAUAGGAUAUCCUCCUCGAGCGACAAGUGGAGGCGAUUGGACGAAGAAUUUUUGACCGGGAUGAAUUUUCAACAUCCUGGGAAGAUCUUUGCCGGUCGGGUCGGAGCAGGGGGUAAUGCUGCUGCUGGUUCGGGAGCAGGACUAAAUUCUGCAGCAGCAGCGUCGUCUUUUUCUAGCCAUGGCGGCGGCUCUACGCAGGGCGUCAGAAGGAUUAUUUCGGGGGAAGUAGAAGAUCAUCUUAAACUUAAUCAGAAGGAGCUGCAUGGAAGCAAAAGUUGUACUAUACUACCUGCUUCCACCGUCGCGGCGCAGCAGCACGACCAUGGCCACACGGAGCUGGGGACAAGAAAUUUAUUCGACGUGGUGUCCUCCGCGCCGCGUACUUCUUGCCCGCUCCGGCUGCUGCACUGGAAUGUCUUGGCGGAUUGCCUCGCGACCAAGGAAAGGUUUCCGAAGACCGUCAUCGAUCCGCAAUUUCUUCGGAAAGAACACCGCGCAAAACUGAUCGCGGAGGAGAUUUUUCGCUUAUCCUGUGUACUUAAAAGGGCCCCCACCCCAUAGUCAAGUUGGGACUUUGGCAAGACAAAUCGAGCAUCUUUGGGACUCGCGCAUGACAAGGUCAUGGCUGAGCAGUGUAGUCGUGCCUAGCUGGUUCAAACGCAUCACAGUUCCAGUCUGUCAUCCUGAUUAGCGCAUGACAGAUUUUUGCAAACUCCACUUCUAGGUAACGCCUCUUGACAUGGAGAGCCACAUGACACACAUUCUGAGUAUGCAGAUCCGCAUGAAAACUAGAGGGUAGGGACGUUUUUACUCAGGAUACCGGUUCCCAUCACAUCACCUCCCAAAGGACGUCGCGUGUAGCACUGACAGACCGGGGGAACUACAACGUGGUCGUCGACCAAGAACUUCUCCGGGCGCUCGUCGCAGCCAGCGAGAAGAUGAUACGGCCAGGACUUCUACGCCUAUAAUUUCUGACCCUGGGUCAACAUCAUUCGACCUGAUCUCCUUGGUGGAGAUUGACCAGGCACUGCUCCGCGAAGUUCUCAACCAAAUGCACAGGAGAUCGAACAACCGCAAAUACGACUACAUCCUAUCCAGUACAAAGGUAAUGUACUCGUAUAAAUGCAUUACAAAUUUCCUCAGCAUGAGAAAGACAAUUUGCAAUGCUGAUUUACCUUAAGAAAAAGAUUUGUAAUGCAUAAUCGCAAGACGAGUGCGAUGCUUUUGCAGUGCAUACAUCUACGCGAAAAAGAAGUCUCCGGCCAAGGACGGUGUGGCGAUUUUCUACGACAAAACGAGGUUUCUCCUAUAACAGUGCACAACUCCCCCUCGUUCUCAUUUCUCAUGCAAAAUCCCAAAUCCAGUCGCUACCUUGUAUCACUAUUAUGCAUAACAAAUUCCGCAAGCCCAAACAGUACUGCAUGGGGCACAGAAAGUUGUAAUGCAUAGGCUCUACGUGUGCUAGUGUUUGUAUUGCUGUUCAUGCUAGACUACUGAGGGGGAGGGGGAGUUGUGUACUCGCAUAUCUCCCCGCGGGCGCGGAGAAGGUCGUGCAGGUGGGCUCCCAGGUCGCGUUGGUGCAGGAUUUCGUGGUCCGCAUGGCAGACGAGAAGGUGUCGUUCAGGGCGGAGCACACUGCAAAAACUACAACCAGUGUAGUUGUACCAACGUCGUGCGAAAGUUUAAGUUGCAGUGACAGUGCAACAACUGCAAGCAGCACCAGCAAUCAGAAAGUGGACCUGGAACAAGUUGUAGACACUGGUUUGUCUGCGGAAACAAGCCCCAGCGCAGUGAAGAAGAUCCGGGUUUGCGCCACGCAUUUGAAGGCAGACAGUAUCUAUUCCUCCGCAACCGGUAGUUGCGCAGCAUCACAAAUAAGCACUUACGAGGAGCAAACGCGGGUGGCGCAAUUGUCCAGAUUAGUGGAAGCGCUGUGGCCGGAAAAAUUCAGGAAAACUUCAAGUACUUCACAUGGUGCAGGAGGUUCUUCUUACCCGAGUGAAGAUUCUUCGGAGCUGCUACCUGCUGGUAGUGCUAUCCUGUGCAAAAGUAUCGUACACGUACUAAUUGCAAUGCGGCAUGACAAACUUACCUUUUUACCUGAAUUAGCAUUACAAAUUCCAUUUUUCUUUCUGAUAAAAUUUGUAAUGCAAUUUAUACUAGUACGAUACUUUUGCAAUGCAUAAGUGCACUGCAGGGCCAAAUGCCAGUUUUGCUUUUCGGCGAUUUGAAUGCGACUUGUAAGGAAGAUGAACACGACCGGGGCACGACCACAAGGGAACAAGGAACAUCAAGUGCAGGAGCAUCAAAUGGCGCAGCAGCAGCUCCUUCGUUUGCUGCCAAGAACAGCCGUACGCUGGAGUACCUGAAAAUUUGCGGACUGCACGGGAGUAUCAACUGCAAAAAUGUCUGGGUCUGGAAGAAUGCCAGACGUGUCAUGCAGGUUUUCCAUGACCCAUGAGGUCUGGUAUGUAGGACAUAGCAUGACAGAUACUGUGAGAGUGUUAUCAUGUCUAUCCUGCAUGAGAAACUGCCUCUCGGUUAGAUCAAAACUGGAUGGCUUUUGGUAAACAUGCAACACAGAUUUUUACAUGAUUCAGAUUUAGCAUGACAAGUUGCUUUGUUCCAGACCCAGACAAACUUGCAUUUGAUAGGGAUUUCCUGUAAAUGGACGCACAUGUUCAAACCUUUAUCAAAUGUAAAAAUGUCUGGGUCUGGAAAAAUGCAAGUCUGUCAUGCUUGUCUGGCAUGACUCCUAAAUCUGUCAUGCACAUCACCAAAGAGUUCCACUUUUCUGUCAUGCAGAAACGUAGUUUGUCAUGCAGAAUAGGCAACACCUAGAAGCUCAGAAACUUGUCAUGCUGAGCCAGCAACUGUGGCCUCCUCAUGAUAUGCCACACAGCAUCACAAAUUUCCAGACCCAGACAUUUUUACAUUUGAUAACCUUUGCCGAUGUACAACUGUUCGGAUAUCAAAAGGAAAAAUCCCCACUUCCCAUAUGAAAACGAAGACUCUGCUGGAUUUGCGUACACAAAUCAGAUUUGUCUUGCUGGAGGGGAUUGCAGGCCUAUACUAAGACUGAGUGGAGACGUUUUGGGCUAGGCGCUGGGCAUGGCAAACGUCUAUUCCGUCGGGCCAACUGCAUCACAAACCGCCUGCAGAAUGCGGCGGCUGUCUGUGGAGUUGCGGCCUUGCAAGACAGAGACGCUCUGUGGUCACAAAUCAGCACUACAAAUUUUCUGCGAUAUACCUUCUCGAUAUGGGGAGGGGGGAUUUUCCCUUACGAUAUCGGACGCUUCGUCUUCUGCGUUCUUCGCCGGGAAUGUGAGAACAACUUCUGCACAAUAUCCUGAGCAAAAAUGUAGUCCCCACCGCAGAGGCAAGAUGGGCAAUCUGCUAGACAAAUCAGCCAGCUUUGGGUGUUGCGCAUGACAAGCGUGCUUUCGUAGUGUCAUCCUCGACUUCGCUAGUUCAGCAGCAUCACAGAUUUAGCCUAGUGCGCUUUUUGGAGCAUGUUGGCAAAUGCCAAAACACGACUAGAAAACGCUUCUCAUUGCGCUCCGCAUCACAAAUGUUUUGAGCAUGCGGAUUUGCAUGACAGCUAUUUGGGGUGGUGACCUUUUCCCAUAGGAUAGAAAAAAUUCAAACUUUUUUCAAGGAUCUUCCUCCACCUCCGCUGCGACUAGAGUGCCGAUCUACGAAAACAGCCCUUCGCAGGUGCAUAUCCUGAGUAAAAACGUCUCCACACCAGAGUCAAGAUGGGAAAUCCGCUAGACAAAUCCAUAAGCUUUGGCUGUUUCGCAUGACAAAUUUGGACGCGUAUUGUAGUGCUGUUUGAGCUAGCUAAGCAGCAUUACAGAUCUAGCAUUUGAUGCUGAUUGGCGCAUUACAGAUUUCCAAACCGCAUUAGAAAAUGCUUCUCAUGGGGCUCCGCAUGAGAAACAUUUUAAGCAUGCAGAGUUGCAUGACAACUAUGGUGUGGGGACGUUUUUACACAGGAUAGUGCAUCUGGGUUCUUCAGGAGCAGCAGGCGGCAGUUCUUCCACAGCAAUGUUGACCCCAUUAACGUCCCACCGCUCGCUUUUGGGUAACAAGCGGCACCGGAAGAGGCCGCUGGACGGAAAGCGGGUGCGGCUAAAUCCGGGCAACGCGGUGGUAGCGGAGGGGGGAGGUAUAGGAAAGUCGAGGAGGAACAUUUCGGAAAAGUUUUUGGAAAAAGCUUACCGGCGAACGGUGUCGGGGGAGCUGCUGCAAACUAGGAUGGAAAAAUAUGCGCGGGAAUUCAGGAGACAAGAACAGCAACAAGGGGUGAACUAUUCAUCGCCAGAACCUGUGAACAAGGGCGAGGAGGAGGAAAGUCGACGAGGGUUUGACAAUCGACGUCAGCAUGUUCACCCAAUCGACGUCGCAACAGAUGUAUAAAUUGCAAAAGUUUGUCGUACCAAAACUAAUAGCAACAAUUGCAAUACAAAUUGGCUCAGCACGAGACAGAGAUUUUGUCAUGCUGAUUCUGCUUGGCAAGAAAGAUUUGUCACGCAUGACUGGCAUAAUUUCUACGACUGCGAUGCUUUUGCAAUCCAAUGCAUAAGAGGUCGUGAAGCAGGCGGUGGAUUGGGUCUUCUACUCGCCGAAGGAUUUUGCAGUCCGGAAAAUUUUGCUGAGUCCGGAGGAACAUGAAAUUUGUCAUGCGUUUUCUGACGAUAAAAUAAAUGCGUCGCCAAAAAUUAUGUCCACAAAAAUGAUCCCGAAUGAACACUUUCCGUCAGACCACAUCCCUCUCGUGUUGGAACUUGAUCUCAUUUUGAGGAAUGCAACGCAAGACAAAUUCAGUUUCCACGGCGAAAUAAAUC
This is a messenger RNA of Amoebophrya sp. A120, 5796 nucleotides long. The record is from the annotation of a GenBank genome assembly. Lineage: Eukaryota; Dinophyceae; Syndiniales; Amoebophryaceae.